AUUCCGACUUAUCUUAAAACAUAAAAUUAAUGACCUUAGUAUAAGACACAACUAGAGAUUAUAUUCUAGGGUAUCGAAAAAAGCGACCCGCUACCGAUUUGAAACUGCAAAUGCCUCCUCCCUCAAUCCACUAUAAAUACCACCAUCAGUCUUCCUACUCAAAUCCACCUUUCUUCCCUUAAUAAUCAUUUGAUCACCUUCCCCAUAAACAGCGAUAAAGCGUGUAUUCUUUAAUCUGAGUAAUCAAGACUUGCCAUGGCUACUCGUGCUUAUGUGUUGGUGAUUAGCAUGUUGAUGCCUAUCUUCUUGGCUUCCUUCGUCUCUGCAGACCCCGACUUGCUUCAAGAUGUCUGUGUUGCAGAUCUUGCCUCAGAUAUAAAAUUGAACGGAUUCCCCUGCAAAAGCAACAUUACUGCAGACAAUUUUUUCUUUGCGGGGCUAGCGAAGGCAGCUCUCACUAACAACACAUUCGGUGCAACUGUUACACCUGCUUUUGUCCAACAAGUCCCUGGGCUUAACACUCUGGGCGUCGCCAUGGCUCGCAUUGAUUACGCACCUGGAGGCCUGAACCCACCACACACCCACCCAAGAGCCACCGAGAUAGUGUUUGUGUUGACCGGAGAACUGGAUGUGGGCUUCAUAACUACAGCAAACAAACUAUUCACCAAGACAAUCAAGAUGGGUGAAGUCUUUACGUUCCCUAGAGGCUUAAUUCACUUCCAAAUAAACAAUGGAAAGGUUCCUGCAGCGGUGAUUGCUGGCUUUAACAGCCAGUUGCCGGGUACCCAAAGGGCGGCAGACACUUUGUUCGGGUCAUCUCCGCCGGUGGAAGAUGUUGUGCUGACUAAGGCAUUCCAAAUUGGAACCAAAGAAGUGCAAAAAAUCAAGUCCAAGUUUGCUCCUAUGAACAAGGAAGAAAAAUCGCGGCCAGUUCCAUCGACGACAUGUGGUCGUCGUCCCUAUUUCUAUGUGGCUAAUGCUAAAAUGAGGCCGCUAUUGCUUUCGUCGCUACCGAGUGACGUUGGUAAAAGAUCUGGAUAUGAUGUUGCAAUUGCCGUCACCGCUAUUGAUUAUUCCGGUACAGCGACCGGAGUUCUAUGUCAACUGUUGCUGGAGUUCAUCAUCAUCACUAGAAGGAGUGUUAGUCGUAAAUGUUGUCGCCACAAAUCAAUGACGGAGCUUGAAAGACAUGGCAUGAGUAACACACCGAAAAAAAUUGCACUACAGGAAAAAAUUCUUAAAAAAUUUCCACUGCGCCUAAAAAUUUAA
Molecule: messenger RNA, 1269 nt
Organism: Lactuca saligna
Lineage: Eukaryota; Viridiplantae; Streptophyta; Magnoliopsida; Asterales; Asteraceae
Source: the annotation of a GenBank genome assembly